UGUGUGGUGGACGUGAGGGGCUCGGCUAUCUGACUGAACCAAGUUUCAGGUCGCUGGUGCCAACGCCCGGCGAAAAUAGCCAACUUAUCGAGUACAAAAACGAAGCUAACGUAAUUGUCAGCAGCAGCCGAAAGCACAGAGAUGCAGACUAUCAAGUGUGUUGUGGUUGGAGAUGGAGCAGUGGGAAAAACCUGCUUACUGAUUUCAUACACCACCAACAAGUUCCCUUCUGAAUAUGUACCAACAGUGUUUGAUAACUAUGCAGUAACUGUAAUGAUCGGGGGUGAACCAUACACCCUUGGCUUAUUUGAUACAGCAGGUCAGGARGAUUACGACAGGUUACGACCACUAAGCUACCCUCAGACCGACGUCUUCCUAGUCUGUUUCUCAGUUGUUUCACCUUCCUCAUUUGAGAAUGUUAAAGAAAAGUGGGUUCCUGAAAUCACCCACCAUUGUCCCAAGACYCCGUUCCUGUUGGUAGGCACUCAGAUUGACCUCCGCGAUGACCCCUCCACAGUGGAGAAGUUGGCCAAGAACAAACAGAAGCCAAUCACCCCUGAGACAGCAGAAAAGCUGGCUCGAGACCUUAAGGCAGUCAAAUACGUGGAGUGCUCAGCCCUGACUCAGAAAGGAUUAAAGAAUGUGUUUGAUGAGGCAAUACUAGCCGCCCUGGAGCCUCCUGAACCUAAGAAAAGGCCUAAAUGUGUCCUGCUCUAAGAUCCUUCGCUGCUUUCUUCAGACCGUUUUCCAGAACCAGGUUAACAGUACUGAUACGGUUUUCUGCACAAGGAYAUUCCACCGUUAUUUGAGAUGUCAUGAGAUUUUAGCCUCCCCACAGACGUAACAUAAAAAACAUUUAAUGUGUUAAAUGAUUUUUAAACUUCGGUUAUUCUGUGCUGGGUCAUUUGAUACCACUGGUCAGAAACGAUAUSAACUCUUGACUGGUUAAACCAACAACCAACUGGAGAUGACGCUUUGAAAUAACUCCUCAGUUUGACCUCAGUGUUGCUUUUUAUGGAGAAAUGUCAGGAGAAUAGAUUAAAUAACUUGUUUUCUCCACAAAAAGUUCUUGUUUCAUGUGUCACAAAAUUGGAAUGCUCACAUCGUUUUGUAUUUUGUUAAAAAUAUGACUUUAAACRUGUUUCAAACUGCAACAUUCUUCUAUCACCAGCUUUUGCAUUAGCAAUAAUAUUCCUUAUUUUGUGUUUUAAGAUUUAAAAUGUAUUUUAAUCAUUCCAACAUGGCCUUUAGGAAGUUCUAAGGAAUGCAGUGGAUGAUUUAUUUUUUUUUUCUUUACUUAAUUCUCCAUCUUUGCUCUCGUUUUUCCAAGACAUGGCCUGAGAAAUUAGGCAGGAAAUAUAUUUCACUUCCAAUUGUAGAAAUAUUGAUUUGAACUUUUUUUUUUUUUGCCAGAGAAAUUUUCACAGCAUUUAGGUCAAGCUUAAAUCUUCAUUGUGGUGACUUGGGUAUCUUAGUUUACAGGCCAAAGUUUUACUACCAGUUCAAUUAUUUGGUAACCUCAACAUYGCCUGCAUCUCAUCAGUAACAGCUUGAUGUUAAAUGACUGAACCAAUGACAUGUCUUUUCCAUGCCGAAUUUUUAAGGUGAAUUGUUGAAGUGACUUGUAAAUAUAGUAAGAAUAACUUAUUUACUGAAUGAAAUUGUGCAUUACUCAUGAGGUUGAGAAGCUGAGAUGGCGCUGAAGUCAAUUUAACCUGAAAGAUGUUUUUUCAUUGUAUUCAACUUGACAAAGUUGUACUGUAUCUUGCUUGUGAUAAAAAAAAGCACAACAAUAAACCAGUAUUAUGAUUAAAUCUUCAAAUAA
Molecule: messenger RNA, 1825 nt
Organism: Poecilia reticulata (guppy)
Lineage: Eukaryota; Metazoa; Chordata; Actinopteri; Cyprinodontiformes; Poeciliidae
Product: cell division control protein 42 homolog
Biological process (GO): small GTPase-mediated signal transduction
Molecular function (GO): GTPase activity; GTP binding
Source: RefSeq, a predicted model, not a curated record